This is a messenger RNA of Serpula lacrymans var. lacrymans S7.9, 5370 nucleotides long. RefSeq lists its product as uncharacterized. The transcript has 8 exons. The coding region runs from base 93 to 5276 and encodes 1727 amino acids. The record is from RefSeq and is a predicted model, not a curated record. Gene Ontology annotation, molecular function: lipid binding. Lineage: Eukaryota; Fungi; Basidiomycota; Agaricomycetes; Boletales; Serpulaceae.
GCAGCGAACGUGUCGACCGUGUCGUUCCGCCGUGAACAUUCGGUGCAGCGUUUUCCUCUUAUUUCUCGAACUAUAACAUUCAUUGACUCGUGAUGUCCGAUGGUACACGCCUCCGUCAAUCAUGGUAUGAUGCUUUGAACGACGCAGAAGCACAAUUUCGACAGCUUCUAACCUCUUGCUCUUCGUCUGAAUGGAAGCACGUCUCUUUAUCUGGUGACACUAGUGCGCCCUCUGGUAAAGGCAAGUCAAGGGCUUCCGCAGCUCCUGAGCUAGCAGAUGUAGUGGUCCACCGGAAGCCCAGCAAACUAGGGGAUUAUGUUUAUAGGGCUAUUCUUGAAGUUCCGAUUGUAGAUGAUUCUGCUUCGUUGGACUCAUGGAAGGCAAUUUUUAUGACGCCUGAGAUAAGGCAGGAUUGGGAUCCGGCUGUUGAAGGAGCUCAGCUUGUAGAGAUGAUUGACCAGACGACCCGGAUUGUCAAAACGAAUUAUACGAUUGGGUGGCCUGCCAACCCACGAGACGCUGUUACUAUAUCUCGUCUAUUCCACGACACCUCUAAUAUUAUUGAUAUAUCGACGUCUUUGCCCCGGUCUCCCGACGAACCUGCAUAUCUAAGGCCCUCGCCACCUUAUGUUAGAUCGAGUGUAAAAUUAUUCGCUUGGUGUGUUCAGCAUAUACAACCACCACAGCAAAACAUGCAACCUGCGGAGCAACUAAAACGAAAGCUCUCAGGUAGCGCUAGGAUGCGCAUAACUUGUUUCUGGCAGCAUGACCUUCGCGCAAUAUGGAAUUUCGGCUCUUCGUCCACCAUCUGUCAGCAACUAUGCACAAUGAUGGUAGGCUUGUACAAGGCUGUGAAGAAGAGAGGAACGCGUGUGCCAACGUUGAUGAGUUAUGGUUAUGGUGUUAGUAUCGAGCGCAUCCGCUUUCAGCUUGAUCGUGAGGCUCUCACUGUCGAAUAUGCCAUUCAUCCCGAAGACGAGGAUCACUUAUCCCAAUCCACUGAGAACGCUCAAGGUUUAGAUGUAGGUUCAGUUCGGGAGCGCAGGCAACUAACUCGAUCGAUUGAAUAUGCUCUACCGUCUGUGGAAGGCUGGGAUGUUCAGGUGUCGACGAGAGCAUCUUCAGAAAAACUUGAGCAGCUUCCUUGGACUACCAGUGCUACUCGAAAGUUCUCUUCUCCGCCCUCUUCACCAUCAGCUAUCAAAUCUCUUGAUUUUGCUGUCUUUCGAAUAUCGCAUGCUUCACUUCCAGACGAAAACUCGAUACUCAAAGUGAAGGUGGUCCUCGAGCUUUCUGGGCCGUCUAGCGGAAUCCGCCUAAACGGUCUACCUCAGAGUAUUCAACGCAUUGAGGAACGUGAUCCUUCUUCGUUCAUCGUCCCUCAACAGAUUUUGCAAGAUGUCACGAGCAUUGCCGAUCUCAGCUUGCAGUCUUCUUCCUCAAUCAGUUCUGCAAAUAGUACUACGUCCACGGCAUCUAAAUCUGCGCCAGCAAGGCCUCCUCUCCUUCGUACACUUACUGAACGUUCUGCUGCUGCGGACAAGUCUAUAUUCUCGCGCGUGAAGAGGAGUUAUAUAUACUUUUCUUCCCUAAUGCAGGAACCGGAAGCGAAAUGGAAAAGAACUACCGAAGCUCGAGGGGUUUCUAUCACUCAACUGGAUUCGAUCGACCCUACUUUGGUUGUAUAUCGAGCUGAAGCAACGUUUGUGGGACUUGGACUGUGGGAUUUAUACGGUGCUUUGGCUUCUCCAGGUGCUCGGGUAUACUUUGACAAGCAACAUGAAGAUGCUGUGUUGUUAGAGGAUGUGAACGAACUAACCGAGCUAUGGCAUUUCAAAACCAAACCUGCGUGGCCUGUUAAUGGCAGAGAUGCAGUACUCCUCAAAACGGUCUACAAGUCCCCCACAACUAUCCACGUAUUCUCGUUCUCAGCUGACGAGCUACAUCUGUUCCCCAACAUUCCUCCAGCUGAGCCAAACGUGAUCCGAACCCAAGUUGAUUUGCAAGGAUGGGCGAUAGAAGCUUUGUCUCCGAAUACGACGCAACUCACUCUAUUGGAGCAGUCUGACCCUAAAGGAUGGUCCAAUAAGGCCUCGAUACCUCAACAAAUGAUAAACGCAGUAGCUGGAGUCGGAGAGUUUACCAUCAAAUGUGGAGGUCCACCUGUCGUAACGAGACUCAGCGGGGCUAGAACCAACGAUGUCCGAUAUGAUCAUGAGCGUGGAACAUUCCGUAUCGAGUACGAGGGCUCUGAGGGGCGAAGAAUGACCUCCCCAACCGCGGCUGAAGAUACUAUUGGAGAUAGUUCCAUAUCCGGAUCCACCCCUACCAUUGAAUGCGAAUUGAGAUGCGAUAUUGAUACGUGGGCGUCUUCGUUGGAUAUUGUCAUUGACCCCCCUCCUCAAAAUAUUUCUUGCCUUCGUCGGCACCGACUUUCUGCAGGUGGUGGGGGCCUUUGGCUUACGCUGGGCCAUGACGCUUUAUUCACGCAUGACGAACGUCUAUUGGCAAUCGUGCGAAGGGGACCCAUAACUUCAAGCAAGGACAAAGGAACAGUUAUGGUAAAUGGGGCCAGAGUGACAGUUGACGUCGAGGAACUCCCAGAACAGGAGAUUAAGGCAUUGAGUAAAAGGAAGCGAAUCAAGCCGCCCCGAAUACCCCUUGAUCAACCUCCUGUGAUGAGCGUGAUCAGAAGGCGAAGGGAAGAAUGGGAUGCAGAUGGCACAAACGUGGCUAGUUCGCCAAAUCCUGACACUGCAAGCACUGAGGUUGCGGUAUCGUCCCUUUGGCCCGCAGCGCCUAGAUUUUCAAGUCCCUUGUCGAAUUUUUUUACUACUGCUAUGGAGCAAGCAACCAUGACUACGCAGCAGGCGGUUGCUGCUAUAUCGCCUUCUAUGGCUACAGGCGAUGAUGCCACUCCUUCAUCGUCCAAGCCUCCUAUGCAACACGUACUGGAAGCUUUGUCUUGGAUUCGUGAUAUGCACACUCAAUCCACGUCUGAAGGCUGGACUCUAGUUAGCGACAAGGGGUUAUCUGUACAUCGCAAGCUAUCGAGCGAGAUGUCUCCCACCAUUCCUAUCCACAAGGGAGAGAAAGUAAUUGAAGGUGUAGCAGCGGAGGAAGUAGCGUCAGUUGUGACGAGUUACGAUUGCAGAAAGCAGUGGGACGACCGGUUUGACUCGGCAACUGUCUUGGAGAAUUUUGGUGCAAAGUCUCAUACGGCAUUCGUAGUCUCCAAGAGCAAUUUUCCAUUUCGCGAUCGAGGGUUUUAUCUGUCUUCGGUCAUGGCUCGCGCACGAUUGCCUUCAGCCCAGUCCGACACAGAUGCUAGUGAGGGUGACUUGCCUCAAGACACCCGCAACGUCAUAUUCUGUGUUUCAGCAUCGUUCAAUCCCGAAUCUGUUGCUUCCUUCUCGCCAGAGAAGUAUAAUCCAUAUGCUCUUCCGAUUGGGCGUAUGUUUGUUGAUGGCUGGAUGCUGGAGACUUUGGACCCGUACACUACGGAGAACUUUGCUAUUCCGUCGACGAGAUGCACUAGAAUUGUCGCGGUUGAUUACGCAGGUUCCAUUCCUACCGCUGUCAACUCGUUGAUAAAUAGCUCCUUGCCGAGGGCUGUCCUUGCCGUUGAGACGUACGUCAAAAACAUGGCGCCUUUGCCUACGAUUCGACUUCCUACUAGCGCACUUGUUCUCGCUGACAAGAAGAACGAAGAAGCGCCUUCAAGUUUUUCGUGGAAACUACUCUCCCGCGAUGAAAAUCGAACGUUGAUUUCUUCAAACUUUGAUCCCGCAGCACGAGUGUAUUCCGGUUCUCUUCUGCUCACUUUACCUUCCCAUCCACGUUCGACAUACAAACCAGAAGAAAUUACUCCUAAGCCAGCCAAGAUAGCUCUCAAUCCACUUUCACCAGAUGUUCGCUCUAGUAAUAACGCUGGAAUCUUGCCCCCAUUUAACUCGGUGUCGUCUCCUACGAGAGAUCGUAGCUCUUCGUCUGCUUCCGUGCAGUCACACUCUAAUGACAGGCUCAGGUCGUCGACCUCGUCCGCAUUCACAAUCAAAGGGGAGGUUAAAUACUCUGGCGAUCUGCUAGUAGCUGAAUAUGUCGUCGAUUCCAAGUUAUACCCGGAAGGCUACGAUGUCCAGAUACGCUCUCGCAAUCGAGACAACGCCAAGUACAUUCCGCUCCAGGUACCCGAAGAUCCCGCGCAGACUAGUCAGGUACUCCCCAUUGCAUACGCUGUAUACACCGUCCCGUCUUCUCCCCUGCAUUCCUCGGGCCUGAAUGCCGACCGGCCGCCUCGACACCUCCUGAGGUUGACGCUACCCACAGCACAAUAUCAGAUAUCGACUGUUCAGGAUCCUCUCACCGAGAAGACGCACAGCGCACCCCCGAAGCCCCAAUGGCUGCUUGACCUACAGGAUAAAGGAGUUAUUGUAGAAGUUGAAGUUAAGCCAGCGGCGUCCGUUGCUAAGCGGAAUAAAAUCGUAAAAAUUGAUGGAGGUGACGUUGCAGUGGCGACAGAAAAGGAGUCAUUAACUAGUCUGGGCCGAGAUGAGCUUCAAGAUGACCGGGUUUCUAAGAUGUCUCUUCUUUUUAGGACGUCGGAAGAAGGAGAGACGUUGCCAGAUGAUCUCAAGGCCCCUAUUGCUAUCGCUGACCACCUCCUUAAUCCUGUGGUUAUCUCGUUGCCGUCCACUGAUGGUGAAGAUGUGAAUGAAGAUGAAGGCAAAGUUCACCGAACGGACGAGCCAGACGAAUCAGCUAUACAACAGGUGCCAGAUAAAAGUGUUACGCAAAGCCAAGUUGCUGCUACAUCGACCGGUAGAUUUCUCAGCUUCCUGAACUCUUAUCCGCUAUCUCGUCUCGCCUCUUCGGCUCCGUGGGCAAGCGCGACUGUGGCUACUGUGGUUGCAGUGGCACCUUCGAGCGUGGUGUCUACUCCUAGUGGCAGUUCGUUAUCUGGAAAUAGUGCAAAAUUACCUGAGCCACUGGGCGAUGCUGAUCAACCAGCACCGUCUGUUUCAUUAUCGGGAGUCCGUUCAGCAGUGUCAACAUCAUAUCCGCUGUCCACGGUUAUAAUAAUAGCUUUAAUUGCAUUCUUAAUUGGUUCGCUGCUUCGGUCGCUGCUCUCACCAGCAGACUUCAUAUAUGUGGCGACUGACAUCAAGGAGGCGGAGGAGGCAGGUGCAGGGUGGAGGGAGAUCAGACGGCUGCUGGAGGUGAAGUACAUAGUGGGGGGAUGGGAUUUCCAGAUAGCUGUUGUGCGAAGACAUUAGGUGGGACUAGAGUGAACUACAUAGUACGAUUUGUGGUAAUGGCGAACACUGUAUAGUAACACAAGCUGUAAUGAUAUUGGGUGUCCAAGCCUGA